This is a messenger RNA of Rhipicephalus sanguineus (brown dog tick), 513 nucleotides long. RefSeq names its product sulfotransferase 1A2-like. Gene Ontology annotation, cellular component: cytoplasm. The transcript has a single exon. NCBI's taxonomy places the organism in Eukaryota, Metazoa, Arthropoda, Arachnida, Ixodida, Ixodidae. The record is from RefSeq and is a predicted model, not a curated record. Gene Ontology annotation, molecular function: sulfotransferase activity. Gene Ontology annotation, biological process: sulfation. The coding region runs from base 1 to 513 and encodes 170 amino acids.
AUGGAGCGAAGGAAGCCUUACGCUCAAGUCAUAGACGGCAUCUCACGAAGUCCUAGCUUCUGCCCGGAGUUCAUGAGAGCAGCCUUGGAGUUCCGCGCACAGAAAGGCGACCUGCUGCUCACCACAUUCCCCAAAAGCGGCACACACUGGAUGCUGUACAUCACACAGUUGAUUCUUAAAAAAGGCGAACCUGUGAGCGGCUUGCAAGAGUUCACGCACAAUAUGCGCAUGCUAGGAAUUGUCCGAAUCGACGGCUGGAAGCCAAGUCUCCCAUUGCGCCUGUUCGCCACCCACUUGCCACUACGGAAAGACGCCAUGAACCAAGAUGCGAAGUACGUCUACGUGGCGAGGAAUGCGUGGGACGUGUGUGUCUCUGACUUCCACCAGGUUACCAGGUUCGACAUAUAUCGCUUCCGGGACGGAACGUUCGAGGAAUUCUUCGACGCAUUCUGGAGGGCGACUGCGCUGGCCAGGGAAGCUACUUUGAUCACGUGGCAUAGGCUUACGCUUUGA